ACGUGGUCUCUACAUAUGUAUAUUGAUCAGCGUUUGAUCGAGGUUGGAAUCAGCCUAGUAAUAAAGUCUUGCCGGCUUUCUGUAGUAAACAACUGGUAAAUGACGCGAGCCACUCUCGUGACUUUGUUGAUGCUGCUUUGCAUAGCACGGAGUAUCCGUUCCCAGAUUUACCAAAACAUGUCGAGUCUCGCCGGCGUGCAUUCUGUGGCGUACGUUACCGUGCCAGACGACGCAGUUGCGAAAAGAUUAGCACGAGGUCUAGUCGAAAACAAGCUCGCUGCCUGCGUUAACAUCAUCCCGCAACUCACGUCCGUAUACGAAUGGGAAGGAAAGAUACAAGAAGAAUCUGAACUUUUGCUGAUGAUAAAAACUAGGACGGAGAAAGUAGAUGCUCUAACAAAAUAUGUCAAAGAAAAUCAUCCGUAUACAAUUUGUGAAGUAAUCUCUUUGCCCAUACAAAAUGGAAACAGCGAUUACCUGAAGUGGAUCAGCGAAGUGGUACCAUCGCUUGAUAAAAACGCUUAAAAUAAGAUAUAUGAUAUAUAUGUACUCAUAACAAUGACUUUGUUUACAUGACAUCCUUAAUCGGGUUUAAUAACAUCUGUAGUUUAUAAAACUGAUCAAUCAUAGCUAUUCCUGUGAAGAAUGGAAUGAUUGUGAUUGGCCAGUUUCAUAAUUGCGGAUGUUAUUAAACUUGAUUAAAGAUGUCAUAUAAAGGUAGUCAAUAAUUCAUUAAUAAGAUUGAGAUUGGUAAAAACUAUUUACUUCCGAUAAUCGACUCCCGACUCAUUAUAAAACUCCGGUAAGAAUAAAAAAGAAACUAAUCAUAACAUGUAGUAAGAUAAUAUAUAGAAUGUGACACUUCUAUUAAUUACACAAGCAGAUAUGAAUUUUAACCCAGAAACGACAGUAUAUAAUCCCGAAAGUUUUUGGCAUGCAAAAACCAAAUCCAUCACAAAAAUCAGUGCUCAAAUUGCUCCAUCAUGUCAGAUUUCCGAGAUAUUUUAAACUAAAAGUGCUAAAAAGACCUAUUUUAGGCAUUUUUAGAUUAAAAUUUCUCAUAAACGAAUUCGAAUUCGACAUGAAAAAAUUUACAAAAAUGACC
Trachymyrmex septentrionalis is the source of this 1105-nucleotide messenger RNA. It is a transcript of the gene CUTA, whose product is annotated as protein CutA homolog. Gene Ontology annotation, biological process: response to metal ion. Gene Ontology annotation, molecular function: copper ion binding. Lineage: Eukaryota; Metazoa; Arthropoda; Insecta; Hymenoptera; Formicidae. The transcript is spliced from 6 exons. Bases 100 to 525 code for a protein of 141 amino acids. The record is from RefSeq and is a predicted model, not a curated record.